Molecule: messenger RNA, 498 nt
Organism: Cylicostephanus goldi
Lineage: Eukaryota; Metazoa; Nematoda; Chromadorea; Rhabditida; Strongylidae
Source: the annotation of a GenBank genome assembly
CUGCGCUUUAUUGCGAACUAUAGGCACGAGAAGCCAUCAGAUCCGGAUGAUCCGCUUUCCACACAGAAUAUUAGAGACAGAUACUACGGAAGUAAUGAUCCAGUCGCUGAAAAGAUUAUGAACAGAGCAAAGGCACUACCAGCUCUGGAACCGCCUGCAGAUACGACUAUCACAACAUUAUAUGUGGGCAACCUUGGGCCAGCUGGACAAAUCACGCAGAAAGAUUUGAACGACUAUUUCUACCAGUUUGGAGAUAUCCGAAGUUUACGAUUAUUGGAUGCAAAAUCUUGCGCAUUCAUUCAGUUCACUACGAGGGAAGCUUGUGAAAUGGCUGCGGAAAGGUCUUUUAACAAGCUCUUUUUGAAGGGUCGCCGUCUUGUGAUUCGUUGGGGUCAGCCACAGGCGCAGCGAUCAGUUGAAGAACGUCCUAUCAAUCCAGUUCCAUCGCUUCCAAAUCGUGAGUUUUUAGUUUUAGCUGAAAGAUCAUGUCUAUGGUAG